Messenger RNA from Corylus avellana, 3801 nucleotides. Its product is annotated as Leucine-rich receptor-like protein kinase family protein. Lineage: Eukaryota; Viridiplantae; Streptophyta; Magnoliopsida; Fagales; Betulaceae. Gene Ontology annotation, molecular function: ATP binding; protein binding; protein kinase activity. Gene Ontology annotation, biological process: protein phosphorylation. The record is from RefSeq and is a predicted model, not a curated record.
AAACUCUGCCACACCCUCUUUAAUUGGGAUGGCCCUUUAGGAUUUGUAUUUUCUCUCUCUCUCGCUCUCCCGUCCCUUUCGGCGCUUGCCCGGCGAACUUUUCGGGUCGAGUCCCAGACCGAACUUCUCGGUUACGGCGACGCGUGUCAGGUCUGGUUCCUUUUCCGGCGCUACCUCUGUAGCAACUCAAAAACACAACCUUACUUUACUACUCAAAUCUUCGAUUGUUCGCCAAGUUCUUUUUUUUUUUGAAGAUUGGUGGGUGUGUUUUUAACUAUUCAGGUCUUGCACAUUAAUGGGCUACAGUGUUUAUACAGUGAAUUUUGUUAAAGACUAACUUGUCUAGUUGUCUUUUGGUGUUUGUGAGUACUUUUUUCGUUGCUGUGUGAAAAUUUGAAGUACGGAGAGAAAGAGGAAAGUGGGUUUUGCUGUUGCUUGGGAUUCCUUUACUUUUGUUUUUGUUCCUUUUGUUUUUGUCCGACGUAGCUAAUGCAAGUGCAUUCUCUGUUUUGUUCUUUCUAACCUUCUAAGUUUUUUUUAAUAAUCUGUAACCUCUCACUCUGUUCGUUGUCCUUUUUGGCUUCUCUUCACCACACAGAGCUUCACUGUGGUCUCUGUUCGCACAGAAACUUUGUGUGUGUGAGAGUGAGGUAGAAUGCUAUACACGCUAGUCCUUUUUCUUCUAUGCGCUACUGCCCUUGUGUAUGCUCUAGACCCAGUUUUCAACGAUGACGUUUUAGGCUUGAUUGUGUUCAAGGCGGGUCUGCAAGACCCAAAAGCCAAGCUCGCAUCUUGGAACGAAGACGAUGACAGUCCCUGCAACUGGGUCGGAGUCAAAUGCGACCCGAGAACCAACCGGGUCUCUGAGCUCGUCCUCCACGGGUUCUCUCUCUCCGGGCACAUCGACCGGGGCCUCCUGAGGCUGCAAUUCCUUCAAACUCUGUCACUGUCCAAGAACAACUUCACGUGGACUAUAAACCCUGAUCUUGCUCGCCUUCGGAGCUUACAAGUUAUUGACUUGAGUGAGAACAACCUCUAUGGAUCGAUCCCAGAUGGCCUUUUUCAACAAUGUGGAUCGUUGAGAGCGGUUUCAUUUGCCGGAAACAAUCUCACUGGAAAUAUUCCCGACUCUUUGAGCUAUUGCUCGACAUUGGUGUCUGUAAACUUCUCGUCUAAUCAGCUUUCUGGGAAAUUGCCGGCUGGAUUAUGGUUUUUAAGGGGGCUUCAGGUGCUUGAUUUGUCAGAUAAUUUGCUGGAGGGAGAGGUUCCUGAAGGAAUUGAAGCUUUGUAUGAUUUGAGAGCGAUAAAUUUAAGCAAGAACCGGUUCUCCGGGAAGCUUCCGAGGGAUAUUGGAGAUUGUUCUGUUCUAAAAUUGGUUGAUUUUAGUGAGAACAACUUUUCAGGGAGCCUGCCAGAGUCGCUGCAGAGACUUAGUUCAUGUACUUCUCUGAGUUUGCAGGGAAAUUCCUUCACAGGAGAAAUUCCAGAUUGGAUUGGAGAGUUGAGAGGCCUUGAGACGUUGGAUCUUUCUUCGAAUAGGUUUUCCGGGUGGAUUCCGAUUUCGAUAGGAAAUCUUCAAUUACUGAAGAAUUUAGACUUGUCCAUGAACCAGUUGACCGGGAGCUUGCCAGAGUCAAUGUCAAAUUGCAUUAACCUUUUGGCUAUGGAUGUUAGCCAUAAUCACUUGGCAGGCAAUCUUCCUUCCUGGAUUUUUAAGCCAACUGUACAAAGUGUUUCACUUCCUGGAAACGGAGUCAAUGGAAAUGUGCAAUAUUCAUCGCUCACAUCGAUAGCAGCGUUUUAUCAAGGUCUUCAGGUCUUGGAUUUAUCUUCCAAUGCAUUGUCUGGUGAAAUUCCAGUUAACAUUGGGACACUUAGUUCCUUGCAGUUCUUGAAUAUUUCCAGGAACCAACUUUUUGGUACUAUUCCGGCUGGCAUAGGUGAAUUGAAAUCUAUAUACGUUCUUGAUUUAAGCAACAAUCGACUAGAUGGAAGCAUUCCUUCUGAAAUCGGAGGAGCAGUUUCACUUAAGGAGCUGAGGAUCCAGAAGAACUUUUUAACUGGGAAAAUUCCUAUCCAAGUUGAGAACUGCUCAUCUCUAACAUCUUUAAUCCUAUCUCAGAACAACCUCACUGGCCCAAUUCCUGCAGCCAUUUCAAACCUCAGCAAUCUUCAAUAUGUCGACUUAUCUUUGAAUGAACUCUCUGGAAGGUUACCGAAAGAGCUGACAAAUCUUUCCCACCUAGUUUCUUUUAAUGUCUCCCACAACCACCUUCAAGGUGAGCUACCUGUGGGGGGCUUCUUCAACACUAUCUCUCCCUCAUCUGUCUCUGGUAAUCCAUCGCUAUGUGGUUCUGUUGUUGGUCGCUCCUGCCCUGCUGUGCAUCCUAAGCCUCUUGUUCUUAAUCCUAAUUCUUCCAACUCCUCUCCUGCCAGUUCUUCCUCUCUGAAUCAUCACAGAAUUGUACUCAGCAUCUCCGCCCUCAUUGCCAUUGGUGCAGCUGUAUUCAUUGCCCUCGGUGUAAUAGCUAUUACAGUCCUGAAUAUCCAUGCGCGGUCUUCAAUGUCACGCCCUGCUGAACCUCUUUCAUUUCCAGGAGGGGAAGAUUUCAGUUGUUCCCCCACGAGUGAUCCAAACUAUGGCAAGCUUGUCAUGUUUUCUGGUGAUGCUGACUUUGUCAUGGGAGCUCAUGCACUUCUCAACAAGGACUGUGAACUUGGUCGAGGUGGAUUUGGAGUUGUUUACCAAACAGUCCUUCGAGAUGGGCGUUCAGUUGCAAUCAAAAAGCUAACAAUCUCAGGUUUGAUCAAGUCCCAAGAAGAUUUUGAGAAGGAAGUGAAGAAACUCGGAAAGAUCAGGCACCAUAAUCUUGUGGCCCUUGAAGGGUUUUACUGGACUCCAUCUCUGCAACUCCUUAUUUAUGAAUACAUCUCCUGUGGGAGUUUGUAUAAGCAUCUCCAUGAUGGAUCCAGUGGAAACUGCCUCACUUGGCGGCAGAGGUUCAACAUUGUUCUAGGGAUGGCAAAAGGUUUGGCCCAUUUGCACCGAUUGAACAUUAUUCACUACAACCUGAAAUCAACAAAUGUUCUAAUAAACAGCUCCGGUGAGCCAAAAGUCGGAGAUAUCGGCCUUGCGAGGCUGUUGCCAAUGUUAGACCAUUGUGUUUUGAGCAGCAAAAUCCAAAGUGCUCUUGGGUACAUGGCUCCGGAGUUUGCAUGUCGAACUGUGAAAAUCACCGAGAAAUGCGAUGUCUAUGGGUUUGGGGUCUUGGUUUUGGAGGUGGUAACAGGAAAAAGACCUGUAGAAUAUAUGGAGGAUGAUGUGGUGGUGCUCUGUGACAUGGUGAGAGAGGCAUUGGAGGAAGGGAAGGUGGAGGAUUGUGUUGAUGGGAGGCUCAGCCGUAAUUUUCCAGCAGAGGAGGCAAUUCCAGUUAUAAAGCUUGGUUUAAUAUGUGCCUCUCAGGUUCCAUCAAACAGACCAGAUAUGAGUGAGGUGAUCAAUAUUCUAGAGCUCAUCCAGUGCCCUUCAGAAGGCCAGGAGGAAUUAGGGUAAAUGUCAAGUUGUAGAGGUUGAGAAAAGGCAACAUAUAAUUCAAACUCCGGUGAAGAUAUAUCCGACUUGUUUGUUUUACCCAAUACAUGAAAAAGAAUAGAUUGUUGAAGGUCCAGUUCUUCACAAUCAUUUGUUUCUUGUUUAAUUUUGUUUCUUCUUUUUAUUGAUUUUCUUCAGUUGUAUUACCGGAUUGCUUUUCACCGGUUUCAUAUGGAAAUGGAACUGAUCAAAUAUUGUUAAGAUAUCAA